This is a messenger RNA of Trypanosoma rangeli, 1281 nucleotides long. Its product is annotated as phosphoprotein phosphatase. Gene Ontology annotation, molecular function: protein serine/threonine phosphatase activity. Gene Ontology annotation, cellular component: cytoplasm; nucleus. Bases 1 to 1281 code for a protein of 426 amino acids. The record is from RefSeq and is a predicted model, not a curated record. The transcript has a single exon. Lineage: Eukaryota; Euglenozoa; Kinetoplastea; Trypanosomatida; Trypanosomatidae.
AUGAGUGCUGUCGCUUCUGUUUUUUACGAGCCCGAUGUGAAACGUGACACUGAGGACUCAGAUAAUCUGGUGUAUUGGGAUGGUGAGAAGGAGUCAGCUCAGUCGACGUGCGAUCAAAGUCUCCCCGGAGUCCUUUAUACUGGAAUAUGUUCGUCGCGUUCUAAUUUUUUUGCUGCACCUCCGAGAAAAGGCAUUUUUCUUGAUCUCAUCGAUAGCCUGCUGCACUCUGGUACGGCGUCAUCUGUCUCACAAGCUUCUGACAAUCCUCUUCAAGAUGAAACACCUAUUUCAACGGGUGAAGGGGUGCAACGAUUCUUUACUACGGAGCUGGUGGGCCGCCUAUGCGAUGAAGUUAAGGCCGUCUUGGAGGGGGAAAAAGUGUUGCUAAACAUCCAAGUAGAACAAAACGAAACGCUCGUGGUUGUGGGCGACAUUCAUGGUCAUUUCAACGAUCUUAUCUACCAUAUUUUACCAGAACAGUCAGAUAAAAAGCUGAACUUUGAUGGAUCGGACCGCAAAUUUCUUUUUAUGGGGGAUUUUGUGGAUCGUGGACCGUGUGGGGUGGAGGUGGUAAUGCUGCUGUUUGCACUGAAGGUGGAGUACCCGCAACUUAUUUAUAUGCUCCGUGGGAAUCACGAGGACCCACACAUAUCUUCUAUAUAUGGUUUCUUUAACGAGGUACGCGCGAAAUUUGGCUGUGAUGCCCCCUGGGUAUGUUUUAAUGAAGUAUUCCGUUAUUUGCCUCUUGCCGCCGUGGUCACGACCCCGCGAAUUCGUUUCUUCGCAACUCACGGAGGCCUUUCCCCACCGCUUUUAGAGUCAUUUGACAUCAUAAAGACAAUUGAGCGGUUGGACUACGGCGGUGCUCUUGACAGCGUCCUUAGCGAGGUCGUAGGUGGCCUAUUGUGGUCCGAUCCUACCGAUAUGACGGAGUACUUUGCGCGAAACAUGCGGGGAUGUGGAUACAUGUUUGGCCCACAGGCUAGCCAGAAGUUUUGCCAAAUGAACCAGUUUGACUUUAUCUGCAGAGCUCACCAGGUUGUGUCGGAGGGAUAUGAAUGGUGCCACGACAAUAAGGCACUCACUGUCUUCUCCGUGCCCAAUUACUGCGGAUUUAGCGAAAAUUUAGGGGCUAUUAUGAUAGUGCAAGUCCUUGGAUCUGACGAGGAAAAAGAGGAGCUGCGCUUUAAGCAAUUUAGCUCAGCCGCAGAAGUUGAUGAGUAUUUGCCUUAUUUGGUAAAGACGUGCGGAGAGUUUGUGUUUUCAGCAUUUAUGGACUGA